Molecule: messenger RNA, 1348 nt
Organism: Striga asiatica
Lineage: Eukaryota; Viridiplantae; Streptophyta; Magnoliopsida; Lamiales; Orobanchaceae
Source: the annotation of a GenBank genome assembly
UUUCCUUCCUGAACAGUUCAGCACGCCCCAUACACAGAAAUGGCAAUCAUGUCUCUGAAUCCUAAGUCAAAAUUGAAACCCCUCUUGAAUUUGUGUAGAACCUUCUCUAACGCUCCUCUCCCCGUGUGUUCAAAGGAUAAGAGCAAGUUUAUCGUGCCGCAGUAUACAGCCCCGGGAAGGUUAAAUUGCUUGGUUAUUUCGAUCGAGGAUACGACUCAUAAACUCGAAAGAGAUAUCAAUUAUCCAAAGCUUUUUCAUAACCCCGUUGGGGCUUGCAAUGGUUUGGUGUUGCUUGAUUUCUAUGGAUCAUAUGAUAAAGAUACAGACACAGAAACAAGUCGAUGCGAGGCUCUAUGGAACCCCACCACCAACGAACUCAAGAUCCUUCCUCCAUCUCCCGCAACUUUGGAUCCAAGAGACGCACUUAUUUUCAAGUCGAGCUGCAUGUAUUUUGGUUUUGGGUUUGAUUCGGCGUCUGAGGACUAUAAAGUGAUAAGAUUUGUCAUACCUAGGGUUAAUGACGCUAAUAUGAUGGCUGAACUGUAUUCGCUCGCAACUAAUUCCUGGAAACCAGUUAACGUUCCUCCUCGCGCUGGUCCAUGUUGGGGUGGCAUUCACGUAAACGGUUCUUAUUACGGGAAAAGUACCUCAGAGCCUGGUUUUAUAACGUCUUUUAACUGUGCUACGGAGAAGUUUGCUUCCUGUCCUAUUCAUGUGCCUCAAAGCGAAAAACUCAAUAGGCCAUAUUCUAAUUUGACGCUGGUGGAAUUUCGUGGUUCGCUUGGUGCUGUUGUUGACUUGUUCACUUGUCGCACUGAUCCUUUGCGUAGUUUGGAAGUUUGGGUGUGGGAUGACAUCAAAUGGACGUGGUCUCUGGUGUCCACGUUCGACGUCCCUCGUGCUAUGAGUGCAUGGAGCCUCGUUGGGAGUGAUAAAAUAAUUUUUGUGGAGUCUCUUAAUCGUGAUUUGAUGGUCUUUGACUAUGCAACGGGCAAGUUGGAGAACAUUGCUGGUGCACCUCAAGCUUUGGUACCGAAAAUCUUACCUUUUGUCGAGAGCUACAUUCCACUGAACUAAUCUGGGAAAUGAUAAAUGAGAUGGUUGAGAUGGUUGUAGGCUUUAACGAGCAUUUUACCUUUUGUCUAGAGCAAUGUUCCAGGAAAAUAAUAUUUGAGUUGCGUUUCUUUCUUUUUUGGGAUUGCUAUGUUUAUUCCAUUAGUGCAUGUCAAUUUGGUUUGCUCUAGUACAGAUUAUAUAUUGACAUAUAAUUUCAUUAGUAUAUGUUCAGUGAGGGAGAGAGAAAACAGAGCGUGGCUCGUAGAGAUUGAUUCUCACAUCCAAAAAUGGG